This is a messenger RNA of Aspergillus chevalieri, 1254 nucleotides long. RefSeq names its product putative DNA damage-inducible v-SNARE binding protein Ddi1 (gene ddiA). The record is from RefSeq and is a predicted model, not a curated record. The transcript has 2 exons. Bases 1 to 1254 code for a protein of 417 amino acids. Gene Ontology annotation, molecular function: protein binding; aspartic-type endopeptidase activity. NCBI's taxonomy places the organism in Eukaryota, Fungi, Ascomycota, Eurotiomycetes, Eurotiales, Aspergillaceae. Gene Ontology annotation, biological process: proteolysis.
AUGACCGUCGAGCUUCUCAAGGCCAUCAUCGAAGUCGAAUCCGCCAUCCCUCCCAGUUCCCAGCGGUUGCUCUACAAUAACCGGAUCCUCAGCAACGAUGCACAAACACUCGAGCAAAUUGGUAUUGGGGAGGGGGAUAUGCUAGGAGUUCAAGUUGCGCUACGGACUCCCCCGGCACCUACACGGACAGCUGGGCCCUCAAGUGCCGCUGCGCAACAAAGCCUCCAGCGACGCCAAGCGAUGACACCCGAUCCUGAAACGAUUCGUCUACAUAUCCUUGGUGACCCGCGAGUGCAGGAUGCGGUCCGGCGACAGAAUCCACAGCUAGCAGAGGCUGCUGCAGAUCCGCAGCAAUUCCGGAACGUCCUUUUUGCGCAGCAACAACGAGAGGCCCAGCAGGAGGCAGAGAAAGAAGCGCGUAUUGCCAUGUUGAAUGCAGACCCGUUCAACCCUGAGAACCAAAGGGAGAUUGAGGAGAUUAUUCGCCAGAAUGCUGUGACUGAGAACCUCCAUAAUGCCAUGGAGCAUCAUCCCGAAUCUUUCGGUCGCGUUACGAUGCUUUACAUCCCCGUCGAAGUUAACGGCCACAGACUUAACGCCUUUGUCGACUCGGGUGCCCAAGUCACGAUCAUGUCGCCUGAAUGCGCGACCGCUUGCAACAUUAUGCGAUUAGUUGAUCAGCGUUAUGGAGGAAUUGCAAAAGGUGUUGGCACCGCAACGAUUCUUGGGCGAGUGCACUCGGCGCAGAUUAAAAUCGGGAGCAUGUUCCUACCGUGCUCGUUUACUGUCAUGGAGGGGAAACACAUUGAUCUCCUUUUAGGUCUAGAUAUGCUGAGACGUCAUCAGGCCUGUAUUGACUUGAAGAGGGGUGCACUCGUCAUCCAGGACGAGGCCGUUCCUUUCCUGCCAGAGGCCGAUAUACCCAAGCAUCUGCAAGAGGAAUUUGAAGACGAACCGACCGUCAAGGGUCAGGGAGGUGCCGAAGUCGGGGCACGAACAGGAGCCGUCACCCAUCAGGUUGAGGGCAACAAUAACGGUCAGGGCCCGAGCGCUUCCAGUAGCACACCGGCGGCAGCAUCGUCCUCGUCUGCCGCACCGAGAAUCAACAUCCGUCCGACACCUGGUCCAUCGUCCCGGUGGUCACAGGACUCGAUCGCAAAGAUCACGGAACUGGGCUUUACUCGGGAGGAAGCGAUCCGGGCAUUGGACGCAGCGAACGGGAAUCUGGACGGGGCUAUUGGAUUCUUGAUUUGA